Molecule: messenger RNA, 618 nt
Organism: Schistosoma mattheei
Lineage: Eukaryota; Metazoa; Platyhelminthes; Trematoda; Strigeidida; Schistosomatidae
Source: the annotation of a GenBank genome assembly
AUGUAUACCGUCCUCCGAAAUGUUGCUUUGCUCUCUUCAAAACAUAUUGGAAUUCAACCUCUUUGUUCGCAAACACAUACUUUGAUAAAACAGCACCGUUUGUAUGCAGUUUUGCCCGGGAAAAUUAUGCCCUUACCACUUGUUUCCACAGUAGUUUCUAGAAACGCAAGUCAUGAGAGAAAAAUGCCUAAAAGAGUCUCGGACUUCAUGUCACGUGUAUUCCUUGAUAAUAUGCACUUCUAUAUUAUGUUGGGUCUUGUUCCUUCAUUGCUUCUAAUUUUUUUUGUCAACAUAUUUAUUGGGCCAGCAGAGUUGACGGACAUACCAGAGGACUAUGAGCCACGUCACUGGGAAUAUCACAAACACCCUAUUACGCGCUUCAUUGCUAAGUACAUGUGCGAACAUCCUCAAAAGUUGUAUGAAUCCUCUUUAGCGGAAUUGGAUGAGGUUCGAUAUACUAAGGAGCUGGUUGAUGAAGAAAGAUGGUUUCGUAAGUCUCAACUCGAAAAAGGCGACUUUCGUGCUUGGUAUUUCGUCCCAGUUAAUCCAACUGGUAUUAAUCGUUCAUUUGAAAGACUCAUGAAAGAUCAAGAGGCUGGCCAACUAGUUAGUCGUUGA